This is a messenger RNA of Drosophila navojoa, 905 nucleotides long. RefSeq lists its product as uncharacterized. The record is from RefSeq and is a predicted model, not a curated record. Lineage: Eukaryota; Metazoa; Arthropoda; Insecta; Diptera; Drosophilidae.
UGUCGAGAUCAUGCGCUAAUUAUAAAACGGGCACGCGACCGGAUAAGAGAACCAUUGUGUACACACCAUUAGUCAGUUGUAUUUGCGUUGACAAUUCCGUGUAAUUCGAAUCAAAGUGAAGUACAAAUCCAAUUCACAUGAUUCGGCUUCUCUAGACUCGGCAACAGACAGCUCUAUAUAUUUCUGAUUUUAUGAACUGCACAAAACAAAAGCAACAUGCUAAUUUCAUAGACUUAUUGCAAUUGAUUUUUACAUGUGAAAAACAAGUUGAGUAAUUAGAACAAUACAAGGCGCUAAUUGGAGCCAACUGCCGCUUAGCAAAAUAUCAUUUAGCUCUAUUGUAUAAAAAGCUUUGCUGGGGCACGACUUAGUUACACUUUGAAUUCCAUCUUCAAGAAGAUAACAGCUCUAUUGUAUCUUACUUAAAACAAAGCAAUCAGCUAUAAAGCAGAUCAAACAGAAUGCUGUCUACUAAGCAAAUUUGUCAAAUAUUCGCCUACCUUAUGGCCCUACAAUUGAUCUGUGCGUAUCCCAGUUCCAUUGAACCGAACCGAAGAAUCACCGCAGACACUUUACAGACAGAUGUAGGGUAUGCGAAAGUUGAGCAACUCUACAGAUUGGAGCGCAGCUUAAGCAGAUUGCGACGCGCCGUGGCUGACCUGCCCUAUGAGGAGGCCGAUGAUGAUAUGGAAUUGGCUGAGAUAAAUGUAUUUCGUCCACUGUUCCGCUAUCGUGCCGAGGUUGCCAGACAGGUGCCAAGGCCAACGCAGCAACAAAUUGGUUAAUUGGACCUUCAUAUACCCUGUAAUAAUAUAGGAUACUCAACAGCUUCAUCGAUUCUCAAUGCAAUCAUCAAAUCAACACGUUUUAUACCAAAAGUUUAGUUCAUAGGCAAUUAAAAGAAA